Messenger RNA from Nomascus leucogenys (northern white-cheeked gibbon), 1488 nucleotides. RefSeq names its product family with sequence similarity 110 member C (gene FAM110C). Gene Ontology annotation, cellular component: cell cortex. Gene Ontology annotation, biological process: regulation of cell projection assembly; positive regulation of cell migration. Gene Ontology annotation, molecular function: alpha-tubulin binding. Lineage: Eukaryota; Metazoa; Chordata; Mammalia; Primates; Hylobatidae. The record is from RefSeq and is a predicted model, not a curated record.
GGCCUGGGCAGCUGGGCACUGGGGCGCCGUUCCCCACCCGGCGCGGACUUCGGAACCGGCCCGGGGACUGACUGGCUCUGCCACUCGAGCGCGUCUCCGCUGGACCCGGAAUCCGGGUCGGUCCAUUCCCCGCGAAGAUGCGUGCCCUGGCGGCCCUGAACGCGCCCCCGAACGAGCGGCUGCUUCCCCGGGACCCCGCGGCUCCCCGGGACCCCGACGCCGCGCGGCCGGCGCGCAGGAGCGCAGUGGAGAGGCUGGCGGCGGAUCGCGCCAAGUAUGUGCGGAGUCGGCCGGGGACUGGCCGGGGCGUCGCUUCCGAGGGCAGCGGUCCGGGGGCGAUCAAGUGUCCGGGGAACGACCCUGGGCCCCCGGCCCGCACCCCGGCCCCGGUGGCGCGCAGGGCUAUUGCGCGGAAGCCAUUGAGACCGGACUCGCUGAUCAUCUACCGGCAGAAAUGCGAAUUCGUGCGAGGGCCGGGCGCCGACGGCCCCAGGGCGAGCCUGAUGAAGAAGCUCUUCCAGGGGCAGGGUAAGGACAAGGCGCCGGUGUCCCGGACGGGAGACGAGGGCAAGGCCGGGAACCCGGAGACCGUCGCGACCACGCCUGGCCCCGCAGCGGACCCCGCACCCCCUGAGACCCCAGCCCCAGCCGCGCGCUCCGCGGCGCCCUCCAGUGUCCCGGCCGCGCCCCCUGGCCCAGAGCCGCGGGUGGUGAGGCUUCGGGGGCUGCAGCGCUCACAGUCGGACCUCAGCUGCCGCUACUCCGCUGCCUUGGCCGAGUCUGACACCUUCUUCCAGUACUGCGGCCUGGACCCCGAGGUGGUGGAGGCCCUGGGGAGGGAGAACUUCACCGCGGAGUCGGACUGUGUGACCCUCAAGGUGCGCAGCGUGAGCGUCGCCACCUCCGGCAGCGGCUUCUCCCGGCACAGCGGCGGCGACGACGACGGGCUGCAGGAGGAGGAGCUGAUGGAGCAGGUGCCCAGCACCACUUCGGUCAUCGAGAGGAACGCCCGCAUCAUCAAGUGGCUGUACACCUGUAAGAAGGCCAAGGAGACCCCCAGCCAGGAGCAGAGCCGGACCCGAGGAAGCAAACCUUCCCGAUGAUGAAGACUUCUUGAAGGAUUUCAUGGGUGACUUGGGAUCCCAGGACCAUUUGGCCAGUGUGCCUAGGUGACCACAUGAUUGCUGUUUUACCAGGAAUACAGCAUCCCAUUGACAAAGCUUAAGUGCUCUGAGAAGAUUUAAAAUACUACAGAGAAUAUGGGAACACAGACCUUGAAAUUUAGCUGAGUUGUAACAGCUGAAGCUCUAAGAGGCAUUUUCCUUGUUAGAGGUGAAACUACUGUCACUUCCAGAGGGCGCUGGAAACCGUAAAGCUGUUUGGAAAUCUUUUUGACUGACUUGCUGACAAAGAGGUACUGUGAUGCAUUUUAACAAUAUCUAAGUUGAUUUUUUUUUUAAAUCAAGGGAAAUAAAAACCAAGCAUGAA